This is a messenger RNA of Diachasmimorpha longicaudata, 5215 nucleotides long. Its product is annotated as macoilin-1. The record is from RefSeq and is a predicted model, not a curated record. Bases 812 to 3034 code for a protein of 740 amino acids. Gene Ontology annotation, cellular component: rough endoplasmic reticulum membrane. The transcript is spliced from 9 exons. Lineage: Eukaryota; Metazoa; Arthropoda; Insecta; Hymenoptera; Braconidae. Gene Ontology annotation, biological process: neuronal signal transduction.
AUUGAAGCCAUUGGCGGCGCCAUCGAAACGACGGGACUACCAGGAACGAGAACGACAGAAUAUAUUCGUACGAUCGAUGAAGACCCGGAGGUUUUUAACGUGUAGUAUUGAAACAGAGGCUAAUUGAGUAGUUGUGUGAGCUUGUGAGCGUGUACUAACGUGUUUUGCGGGUAUUUGUGAAUCAAGUUGAACAUUUUUAUGCGUUUAACGGAGUUACUCGUAUGCACAGCAUCAUCGCAGAUUGAUAAAACAAAAAAAAUAUAAUUUAAUCCCCGAGGAAGGAAGUAUAAAACACGUGUGUGCGCAAUUUAUAUGCUCCCAUGCAGAAUUAUACUGUUGAACAAUAAACAAGACCAGAGAUUAGCGUUGAUCUCCAAGAUGUUCCAGUGAUACUUGUGUCAUCUGUGAAUGAAUUAUUCUGCAUACAUGAGUUACAAUGAUUAUUUUGCGGUAUUGAGUGUACUUAAUUAUUGCAAGUAGAAGCAUAUUAAUGUGGAUCGUUAUAAGUUUAUUAAGCGCCAUGUCUCAGGAUGGACCAAUCAGCUGCUCGGUGAAUCGCUGUGAGACCUCCAAUCUGUCCUCAGACGAAUGACAACAAAAGAGAUACAUGUGGAGUUUAGUAUUGACGGAGAAGAUCGAUAAUUUGCUGUGUAAUCAUCAAACGAGGAACGUACGAACGAACGAACGAACGACACGAAUUCGAACGGAUAAUCCAAAGUGUAUCAUCAAAUUCCGUUUGGCUCGAAAGAGUCUCUAAAGAUCAUCACGCUGGGUACCUAGCUAGGUUGUAAAAAAAAAAGUGUCGAGGAAUAUGAAGAGAAGAAAUGCCGAGUGCGGCAAGCUCCGGAGGCCCUUAAAACGUAACAAGAUUACUGAAGGAAUAUAUGGAAAUACACUACUGUAUCUCAAGCUCCUCCUGCUAUGGGCCAUGGUGAUUUUGGCAGACUUUAUAUUAGAAUUUCGUUUUGAAUUCCUCUGGCCAUUCUGGCUUCUGUUGAGAAGUGUUUACGAUUCGUUUAAAUACCAAGGAUUGGCCUUUUCAGUAUUCUUCAUUUGUAUCGCACUCACAUCCGAUAUGAUUUGCUUCUUUUUUAUUCCCGUACACUGGCUAUUCUUUGCUGCCAGUACGUACGUCUGGGUUCAACACAUCUGGCACACAGAUAAAGGUGUGUGUCUACCAACUGUGAUGCUGUGGCUAAUAUUUAUCUACAUAGAGGCUGCAGUGAGAUUGCGAGAUUUACGUUACAUGCCGUCUCAUUUGGAUCUCUGCAGGCCAUUUGCAGCACACUGCAUUGGAUAUCCUGUUGUUACACUGGGCUUCGGUUUUAAAAGUUACGUUAGCUACAGAAUGAGACAGAGAAAGCAGAAAGACGUAUCCAAGGAAAACGAAUUUUACCUGCAGUUGCUUCAGCAAGCACUGCCGGUUGAGCAGCAAACAGCAGGUACAACACAAUUGCAAUCGCAGUUACAGUCGCCGCUUAUAACUGCCGAAACAAAUUCCAAGUCUCAACCAAACAGACACAGCAUGCAGUACAAUGCAAGCCCGGAAAAAAGUAGAGGGAACGGGGGUACAUGUUCAGCAGAAACGAGUAUACAAAAUGGUAACGUUUCGAGUGAUGCAUCUCACAUGCAGACACUUAAUCAAUUACAAUCACAAAGUCUAACGACAAAGAAUAAUCAUAGAAAAUCCCUGGAUAAGGGUGAAAAACAGGAGGACCAACAGAAACACAGUUUACCCCAAUCGUCGUCAUUUACAUCAUCGGAGAAAAAUGAUAAGAGGUUUGUUCACAGUAAUGGUACAAGUUUAUCACAGAAUGAUGUACAAUUUAUCGAACGAUUACAUCAGUCAUCAGUCAAUGAUUACGAUGCUAAUGAAAUUGAAAAAGAUAAGACUGUAAAAUGUAAUACAUCACAUUCGUCGGUUAAAGCACAAUCCAAUGGUACAGCUAAUUGUGGCAAAUGGAAUAAUAAUAAUAGUAUAAAGGAGAAUCGAGAUUCAAAUACAGUGAAUAAUCAACGCGAGCGUAAAGGCAGACAAGGAAAAAAUGUAUUAUCCGAUUCAGAGCAGCAGCAGCAACAACAACAGCAAAAACAACAGCAGGACGAGUAUUGCCAGAGGUUAUUAAUAUGCCGUAAAUUGGAGUCGGAUGUAAAAAAAUUAAAAAGUGAUUUACAGUCGAGUAGACAAACGGAGCAAGAAUUGCGUUCACAAGUGAAUACACUUUUAAGUAGUGAGAGACAGUCAAAGGGUGAUAUACAGCAGUUGCAACAUGACAAUGAUCAACUGCAGAGCAAACUUCAGAGUCUGAUGUCUGCUAGACAGUUGGAUAAACAAACAAUGUCAUCGUUUGAGAGAAGAAUAGCUGAGGAACGUAGACAGAGGACAGCAUGUGAAGCAUCACUUGUUUCGGAGAGACGAGCCAGGAGAGUGGCUGAGGAAGCCAGAUCAUCUGUACCACCACCACCACCACCUUUAAUAAAACAGGAGUGUACAGAUGCAUGUAAAACACGCCGCGCACAAAUGGAACAAGAACUCAAAAGUCUCAGACGUGAGCUUAAAGCCAAAGAUGAGAGAUAUUUGACACUUGAAAAAGAGUUAAAUCAUUGUAAAGACAGUCACGGUGAGACUGAAAUUAUAAUUGGUGCAUUGAGUGCUUUGCAGGAUAAAAAUACACAUCUUGAGAAUAGUCUCAGUGCUGAAACGCGAAUUAAGUUGGAUUUGUUCUCUGCCCUUGGUGAAGCUAAACGACAGCUUGAAAUACGUGAGAAUCUCAUUAGAUCCCAGGAAAAGGAAAUUGAUAUGUUGAAGGCUAAAAUUGCCCAGGAUCUUGCUGUUAUGCCCCAGGAUACAUUUGGACAGACAUCCACAUGCUCUACGUCAAAACUACGAUUGAGUAAUGAUGUACGUGUUGGCAGUACAAAACUUGGAGCAACAACUGACAGCCCAUGCCCCGGCUGUACAGUAUCAAAUCUCGAUCCAAAUGCUAUUGCGUACACCCCAAAAGGAUCACUUGUUGCAUCUACUGAAGCUUAAAAAAUCAUUAUUAUUUUUCUUUUCUCAUUUUUCAUCUUUCAAUUCUUUCAAUAUCCAUGACAAGAACAAUUUUCCAACAAAAAACACGUCACUUACUUCAAACAUGCAUGUUUCAUUAUAAUUCCAUCAGUGUCUAUUUCUAUUUCAAAGCAAUCAUUUUUCAUUGUUUUCAAAUUGUUGCAUAUUUCCCGUUCAAUCCCGAGAAAUUUCAACAUUGUAUAUACCUUGCGUAUGCGUUACAUAAAAAUUAUAAAAACGGAUGAAAAAUACAUAUACAUUUAUGUAUAUAUAUAUUCUCCUAAUAAAUAGAACAAGGGCGUAUCAUCGUUGGAUAGUCAUUUGGACAGUUUGACGAGUAUACUAACAAGAAAUUAUUGAUGUAUAGGUAUUUUGAUCAAUUAUCAAUUGAUUUCUUCCUAUAAAACAUUCGUGCUUCCGAAUAGCCAUAUUUUCAAAGAAUACUCAAUUCAUUUCUGUUAAGAAAAUAAUUAUUCACUUGCGGGAAGCAUGAAAGAAAACUACUGUUAUGCUUAUUAGUUGAAUGAACAACUAUGUGUAAACAUUAUAAUUUUUAUUGCUGAAAAAAAAUUUAUUAAACAGAACAAUUCAUUAGAACAGAAGAAAAUCAAGGAGAAAAAACUGAACGAAGCAUUAUAAAAGUAAUAAUGAUAAUAUUUGCGUGUCGUCGUCACCGAAAAACAAGGGUUGUUUAAUAAUAUAAUUCACAAUGGCGGAAAUAUCAUCAUUAUCAUCAUCAUCAUCAUCUCAUGUUAACAUUGAUUGGAAGAUGCUGUAUAAACAAAUGAGUGCAUUCAUAAAGUGGUUAACAUUCACGAUAACUUGAGUGUUUUAACGGACAAAAAAAAAAUUAUUUAAAUUAACAGUGUAAAUGAUGUACCUGAUUUGGAAUGAUGUACUAGUUGUUUUUAAUUUAUUUAGGCGACUGAGUGGUCAAUUAAAUUUAAUAUUUUAUUAUAUUUUUUUUGCCCUUGCAAUGCACUUUCGACUGUUGUGAUUAUUAGGGAUAAUUAAAUAACACAUAUCGUGAAGUCAAUAAUUGAUAAUGGUUUUUUUUAAAUUAAACAGUGGGAAAUUGAGUUGAGCAUGCACCAAGGUGUAUGUGUGUGAUAUUGUUAGUGUUACAAUUCAUCUAUUAUGUUUAAACUAGAGAUUGGUUAGAAUUUUUUUUAAGUACUCUUUUAUAUUCUCGUGAUUGCUGAUAAUUUGUUUUUCAACGUUGAGAGCACAAAGAAUAAGAGGCUUAAAUUAAUUUUGUUUCUUGAUAUUUUUUUUUGGUUUUUUUUUCUUCAAUUUUUAUUCACUAUGAAAUCAUAUCUUGUGUGCUUCCAGUGACAACCUGCGUACUUAUUUAACAAAAUAUAUUUCAAUUAGGUUUAAUGAUUAUAAAUAAAAAGCAGCAAAGACUGUCAACUUUUUUUUGUACUUUGAAUUGUUGCACUACUCAUGAUAGUUAUGACUUCAUGUCCUGUAUAUUUAUAUGAAUAUUAUUUUCCUCGUUUCCCCACAGUAUUGAUCUCACACGCUGGUGGCUGGACACGCAAAUGUUUAUCAUGUCUAUACCAUGAACAUACAUUCUUUGUAUUCAUUAAAUUUUGCUAGAAGAAUGUCAUUGAUUUUUCUCAAACAAUUUCCUAUUUUAUUGAUACUCCGGCGGAAAUAAUACUUCGCGGAGUCCCUUAAGAAUUUUCCACUUCAUGAAAUAAAUUUUACUGAUCAUAUGAGUCUAAAUGAUGACCAUUUCCUCACCUCAGUUGAGUAAAUCCUCUGGGUGAUCUGAAAUUGUCAUCAUACAAUACAUAAUGAGAAAGAAAAUUCAUCUUGAUUGGAAAAUUGAAAUAAUUAACCGGAAGAAAGGAUGAAGGGGAAAUUAAUAGACACACACUUUGAAAUUUGAUUAUUGCAUUAUAUUGUUUUCGCAAUCCAGCUAUAUUGUAUACUCCGAUCGUAUAAUAAUGUUUAUCAAUCAAAGAAAUUCACAAAAUCCAUUCUGUCUUAUCCAUAGAGGAUAUAAGCCCAACUUGUAACAGAACUUUGGAUAAAUGAAACAUGCAUGCGUGAAGUAAGGGCAAUAAUUUUCCUCGUCUUUUGGAGAUACUCUGCUCACUAUGUGUCAACACUAUCAAACAAUUCAGAAUGAAAAAAAAAAUGAAAUGAUAAUAA